Molecule: messenger RNA, 1137 nt
Organism: Salmo salar (Atlantic salmon)
Lineage: Eukaryota; Metazoa; Chordata; Actinopteri; Salmoniformes; Salmonidae
Product: 5-hydroxytryptamine receptor 3A-like
Biological process (GO): monoatomic ion transmembrane transport
Cellular component (GO): membrane
Molecular function (GO): extracellular ligand-gated monoatomic ion channel activity; transmembrane signaling receptor activity
Source: RefSeq, a predicted model, not a curated record
AUGGAUGAAAACAGAGCUCCCAUCGUCCCUUAUGUGUACAUUAAGCAUACUGGUAAAGUGCGAGACGCCGAACCUGUUAGAGUGGUUAGCUCCUGUAACCUGGAGAUCUACACCUUCCCCUUUGACGUCCAGAACUGCACCUUCACCUUCAACUCCUACAUCCACCACAUGUCGGACAUAAGGAUUAUCUUAGGGAAGAAGGUGGAGGACAUCCUGAAACGCUCCAUUAGUGUGUUGUCCACUGAAGGGGAGUGGGAGCUGAUGGACAUCAAAUCCAGCAAGUUCAAUUUAUCAGCACUCGAUCAGGGAGAAAGCAACCACUAUGAUGAGCUCUACUUCUACAUUGUCCUGAGGCGCAGAGCAACCCUCUACGUGGUGAACCUCCUGAUCCCCAGCUUCUUCCUCAUCACUGUGGAUCUCUUCAGCUUCCUGCUGCCUCCCGAGAACGUGGACCGCUCCUCCUUCAAGAUGAGUCUUAUUUUUGGCUACUCCGUCUUCCUGCUCAUCGUGAAUGACCUGCUGCCCGUUACAGGAAGCACCAUACCAUUGAUAAAUGUGUUCUUCGCCAUCUGCUUGGCUCUGAUGGUGGCCAGCCUGCUGGAGACUAUUCUCAUCACCAACCUCCUGGUUGCCUCCAGUAACUUCCACCCAGUGCCUGGCUGGGUCCGAGUGCUCGUCCUGCGCUUCAUGGGGAACCUCGUCUGGCUGCCUCAGAAAUCCAGAGAGGACAAGAUCAUCUGCAAUCCAGUUGCAGGAGUGUCGGUGGUUCAAACAGGAGAACCAGGUAAGAUGUGGGCAGGGGCAGGCGAUCCAGCCCUGGCGGAGCUGAGGAAUCUGGGCAAUGAGCUGCAGUCCAUCCGCCUCCAUAUGGUCCAGCAUGUGGACGGGAACCAGAUCUCCCAGGACUGGAUGCAGGUGGGCUACAUCCUCGACCGGCUGCUGUUUGGCGUCUACUGCAUCUUCAUCACCUUCAGCUUCAUCGUCAUCCUCAUUAUCUGGAAUCCACCAGCAUCAGGGGCGGCUCUGGUGCGGGACGAAGAACCCUCUCAUCCCACGGAUCCGCCAGCUUUGGUGGCGGCUGUGGUGCGGGCCGAAGAACCCACUCAUCCUGCGGGUCCAGCCAUGGACCCAGGCUGA